GCACUCGCGCCGUUUUUGAAGCUGGCGGCCGUUGCAGGGGGCCUGGCUGCGCUCCGCCUGUGCUGUGCUGCGCCGUGCUCCGCGCGGGAAGGGUGAGCGUCCUGUUCGCAGCCAUGUGUCCGGCGAAGAAACCGUUGCAGAUACAAGAGGCGUUCCAGCUGGCCCAGAAACCCCACCAGAACCCCGCGAAGCUCGUUGUGGCUUUGAAGAGCGCCUACAGCCAGUUACAAGAUAAGGAAGACUUCCAUGAGAAGUUCGUUCAUUUCCUGAAGUAUGUUAUGAUCGUCUACAAGCGGGAGCCAGCCGUGGAGCAACUGGUCGAUUUUGUGGCUAAGUUUGUGACUUCGUUUUAUCAAACGGAGGAAGAGGAGGGUAGUGAGGAAGGAGAAGAAGACAAUUCGCUUCUGAAUUAUGUGUUUAACUUUCUGCUUGAGUCUCAUGAUGCAAACAGCCAUGCAGUUAGGUUUCGAACAUGCCAGCUUGUUAAUAAGAUUUUGAGAAACAUGCCAGAGAAUGCUCAGAUUGAUGACGAAUUAUUCGAUAAAAUUAAUGAAGCUAUGCUGAUUAGACUUAAAGAUAAGUUUUCAAAUGUGAGAAUUCAAGCUGUCUUGGCCCUGUCAAGGCUUCAAGAUCCUAAGGAUGAAAACUGUCCUGUUGUUAAUAUUUACAACGUGUUGCUUGAAAAUGAUUCAAAUUCAGAAGUGAGGCGUGCUGUGCUGUCAUGUAUUGCUCCAUCAGCAAGGACUUUGCCAAAAAUUGUAGGGCGUACAAUGGAUGUGAAGGAAGCUGUCAGGAAGCUAGCAUAUGAGGUUUUGGCAGAAAAAGUUCACCUGAGAGCUCUAUCAAUAGCACAGAGAGUAAAACUGCUGCAACAAGGACUUAAUGACAGAUCUGAUGCUGUUAAGGAAGUAAUGAAGAAGAAAUUGCUUCAAGCUUGGUUACAAUUUACCGAAGGCAAUGUUUUAGAAUUGCUUCAUCGACUGGAUGUAGAGAACUGCCCAGAAGUGGCCGUCCCAGUACUGAAUGCUGUGUUUUCAUUGUCCUCACUUAACGACUGCAUUCAGAACUGCAAAUACCUUGACAACAGAAAAUUGAUUCCUUUGGAAAACUUAACAGCUGAGAAUGUGUUGCACUGGAGAUGUCUUUGUGAACAUCUGAAGUCAAAAGGUGAAGAAGGUGAAGAUUUGCUGGAACAGAUGUUGCCAGAACCAGCCAUAUAUGCAGAUUACUUACUAAGUUACAUACAAAAUAUGCCAGUUCUUGGAGAAGAACAAAGAGAAGACUUCGCUUGUUUUGAAAACCUGAUGACAAAAGAAUUUAUAGGCCAGCAACUGAUUCUUAUUAUAGACUGCAUGGACACCACUGAAGAGGGAGGAAGAAAGCAUCUGUUAGUUCUCUUAAAAAAGAUUCUUAUUCUGCCUGCAACUUCAACAGCUCUUGUAUCUCCACUUGUGGAAAGAUUACUCAGGAUCAUUGAGGAUGAUGCCAGAAGGAUUCAAGUUAUUGCAGAAAUUGUCUCAGAGGUUCGUGAGCCAAUUGUUUCUGUUGACCAGCCUGUUGAUGCUGCUGAAAUAAGAAAGCAACAGAUUAAGUUGGCUGAAAUAAAAGUGAAACUUUUUGAAGCAAAAGCAGCUUUGGAAGAGUGCAUUACUCUGCAGGAUUUUAAUAAAGCAUCAGUAUUAAAAGAGAAAAUAACUGAGUUGGAACACACAAAAAGUGAUCUGAUAAAAGCAGCAGAGCAAUGUGAAAUUAAAGAAAUGCGUGUGGAGAAGGAUGAUCCUGAAACACUGGUGAAGUGUCUAUUGAUGUGUCACGAGCUUCUCAAGAUGAUGGCCCUUUCUAAAGGAAUUGAUCCAACCAUUAAUGAAAUAAUAGAGUCUCUGAUACUUCCUGGUGUAACCAAUGUCCACCCAGCUGUGAGAAACAUGGCAGUUCUAUGCUUGGGUUGUUGUUCCCUUCAAAGCAAAGAAUUUGCUCGACAGCAUCUUGCAUUGUUGUUGCAGGUUUUACAAAUAGAUAAUAUAAAGGUAAAGCUCAGUGCUUUAAGAGCAGUCUUUGAUCAGUUGAUGCUGUUUGGGAUUGAGCCAUUCAAAGCUAGAAGAGACAGUGAGCCUCAAAGUGAAGAAGUACAUGUUGGAACUGAAAGUUGUGAGGAAGAAGGUGAAACAACGGAGAAGAAAGAAGGGAGUGCUACAAUUCACAGCUUCCUGCAGCUUCUUUAUGGUUUCUUAGACAGUGAGUUUUCAGAGCUCAGAACAGAAGCUGCAGAAGGCAUAGCCAAACUGAUGUUUUGUGGGAGGCUGACAAGUGCCAAACUUCUCUCACGUCUUGUUUUGUUGUGGUACAAUCCUGUGACUGAAGAGGACGCUCAACUUAGACAUUGUCUGGGAGUUUUCUUCCCUUUAUAUGCUUAUGCAAAUAGAUCCAACCAGGAAUGCUUUGAGGAAGCUUAUCUUCCAACUCUGCGGACGCUGUUAAACGCUCCUGCAACUUCACCCUUGGCCGAAAUAGACAUCAGUAAUGUUUCUGAGCUGUUGGUGGAUCUGACCAGACCCAGUGGACUGAGACCUCAGGCCAAGAAGUCUCAAGAGUAUCAGGACUUAACAGUGCAUGAUAAUUUAGCACUGAAAAUUUGUAAUGAGAUCCUGAUGGACCCAACUGUGCCCGAUGUUCGUGUUUAUGCGAGAGCGUUAAGUUUGUUGGAAAUCAGUAGUUCUUCCACAGAGAAUCUUCUGCUUCUGCUUGAUGAGAUUCUGGAGAAAGUGAGAGAUAAAUUGUGCCAAAGAGCUAUUGAGAGGAUCAAGAAGAACUUGACCAAAAGUACAAAUGUGAGCAAAGAUCACUCUGAAGGCAUGGAGGAAAGGGGAGUUUCUGAAAAGACACUGGAAAAUGGCAAGACAUUAUCUGCAGAUUCUAUUCAAAAUGAGGAAGAAAAUACUAAGGAUGUUCUUCAUACUCCAGUCACUGAAGUGAAAAAUAAAGAAACUGCAAAAGUGAAAUCCACGAGAAACAAAACUGGCAGAGGGCAAAGAAAAGCAGCAGUGGGAACAAGAUCUGUGAGCAGAAGGAAAACUGGCACAGCUGUGAGAUCUGGUAGUGAAAGCGAUGAUGAAAUGCCAGAAUCAGUCCCAGUGCCAAGUUCAAGGCCUUCGAGACGAGCAAAGACUGCAGCACUUGAAAAAACAAGAAUGAACCUUUCGACCCUUUUGCGUACGGAAUCUGAUGAAUAAAGACAAACUGAGGGGAAAUGUCCCCUGCUAAUGCUGCUUAUUAACAGCAGGCUUGAAAAAUUAAGGUUUCUCUUGUCAUUAGUGUCAUUUAAUUUUUUCAGUAUUUGAUCAUUUAUAGCUCCAUACUUUUCUAGGAACUUUUGAGUAACUUCCCCUUAUGAAGUACAUCAUUGAUGUAAUAAAAACAUAUUAAAAUAUUACCUGAAGAAAAAAGGAGGUUUUUUUUUUACUUACAAAUGUAAAUUUUCAGACUUUGUUUAACAUGAUGUUAGUAUUUAAUGUUAUUCAGAGAGAACGCUUGACCUGGAGUGGUUGCGUGAUGGCAGCGCUUCUGGCUGUACUGUUAACACACCUACUGUCUUUCCUUCUUAGCCUGCACAUCUGCUGUCCCUCAGGAGGCCUUUAUGGUUUGUGUUAAUUGGGAAUUCUGCUUCUUGGAGAUAAAUGUCUGCUUUAUUUUAAAUGACAUCAAAAGGGCAAAGCCAUAAUUAACUCUACAAAUCAAAGCCUGGAAGCCUGCUACCGACCGGAGGGGGGCAGGAAAGGAGGAGCACUUCCCUCCCUGGAAGUGUUAAGACCAGGCUGGAUGGGGCCCUGGGCAGCUUGUGGGUGGGGCAUGGAACUGAGUGGGCUUCAAGGUCCUUUCCAACCAAACCGUUCUGUGAUUCUGUGACCUUGUUAUAUGAAAUUGCUAAUGUGCUUUUAGAAAUCAUAAAAGAAGUACCUGAUAAGUAUCCAAUUAAGUAAGGUAUAGAAAGGGCAAAAAAUAUAAGCUUCUGCAUACCGUCUGUUUAAAGUGGCGGACAAAAGUGAUUUCUAUGACUCUGAAGAUCACAGAGGUUUUUCUAAUGACAUAUUUAGGAAUAGUCAAAAGUUUUACAGAGACAAUAGAAGAUUAACUUUAAAGUGUGCCAAACAUUCACUGUUGGCUGAGCACAUUAAUUCUGGAAAUGUUAGGGGUUUGGUUUGGAAACACUCUGUCGAUCGUAUCCUUCUGUGUUACCAUUUAAUUUCCAGGGCAGUCAGUUAAAACUUAGGUUGACUGUUCACUCUGCACGUGUCAGUGCAACUUUCCAAUGAAUUUGUUUGAGAUAGAUUCAUAUGUGGCUCUGAUCUUCGGUAUUUCUCUGAAAUGGCUUAAGGACUAAACAAGUGAAAAGUAGCGUUCUCAAAGCAAGGUGCUCCAGCUACUAUGCUG
Messenger RNA from Tympanuchus pallidicinctus (lesser prairie-chicken), 4428 nucleotides. RefSeq names its product non-SMC condensin I complex subunit G (gene NCAPG). The coding region runs from base 114 to 3230 and encodes 1038 amino acids. Gene Ontology annotation, biological process: mitotic chromosome condensation. The transcript has 21 exons. The record is from RefSeq and is a predicted model, not a curated record. Gene Ontology annotation, cellular component: condensed chromosome; cytoplasm; condensin complex. NCBI's taxonomy places the organism in Eukaryota, Metazoa, Chordata, Aves, Galliformes, Phasianidae.